This is a messenger RNA of Sardina pilchardus (European sardine), 659 nucleotides long. RefSeq names its product RNA polymerase I and III subunit D (gene polr1d). Gene Ontology annotation, biological process: DNA-templated transcription. NCBI's taxonomy places the organism in Eukaryota, Metazoa, Chordata, Actinopteri, Clupeiformes, Clupeidae. The transcript has 5 exons. Gene Ontology annotation, cellular component: RNA polymerase III complex; RNA polymerase I complex. Gene Ontology annotation, molecular function: protein dimerization activity; DNA binding. The record is from RefSeq and is a predicted model, not a curated record. Bases 46 to 393 code for a protein of 115 amino acids.
UUGGUCGUUGCGUCAUUUUUCAGCGACACUAUCUGACAAGCAAGCAUGGCUGGAACUGAAGUGGAGAAGAAACCCACAUUGGAAAUGGUCCAGGCGGAUGGGGCUGACGAGGGUUGUGUGACGUUUGUUCUGCAUGAGGAGGAUCACACACUGGGCAACUCCCUCAGAUACAUGAUCAUGAAGAAUCCGGAAGUGGACUUCUGUGGCUACAGCAUCACCCACCCGUCGGAGAGCAAGAUCAACUUCCGCAUCCAGACACGAGGGGGUCUGCCGGCUACAGAGGGGUUACGCAAGGGCCUGAACGAGCUCUCAGAUGUCUGUCAGCACGUCCUCAGCACCUUCCAGGCGCGAGUGCAGGAGUUCAAGGAUGGCCAGGAUGAGCUGAUGGACUGAGAGAACAACUCAUCUUUGUAUUACCAGAGCGCCAAGAAUCAUGUGACCGGUGAAGCGGCGUUGGUCUGCGAGGGAUGUGUCUGUGGAUCAAACGGUUUUCAGACGGUCAAAAGUGUCGAGGAAACCACAGAGACUUACAUUUGAUUGUGGCCUCCUUUCCUGUGUUUUGUACAGUUAUCUCUUCCUGUUGUUGUACAGUUUGAAUCACGAAUCACACCUUUGUUAUGUAUUUUUUUUUAUUUUUUAUUAAACAACUCCUCAUGUGU